Prorocentrum cordatum is the source of this 1386-nucleotide messenger RNA. Lineage: Eukaryota; Dinophyceae; Prorocentrales; Prorocentraceae. The record is from the annotation of a GenBank genome assembly.
AUGGCACUGCUGGACUCUGUGGCACUGGACCCCGUGGUGGUUGACUCAGCAAUGCUUGUCAACAACGUGCUGCUCGACCCCGCGUUGCUCGACUCAGUCGCGCUGAUCAGUGGCGCGCUGCUCGACUCUGUGGUACUUGAGCCAGUCAUGCUGGUCAGCGAAGUACUGCUCGACUCCGCAAUGCGCGACUCGGACGCCCUGGGCAGCGACGCGCUGCUCGAUCCCGCGGUGCUCGACGCGGUCGCGCUGGUCAAAGAGGUGCUGCUUGACACUGUGGUACUUGAGCCGGUCGUGCUGAACAGCGAGAUACUGCUCGUCUCUGUGGUACUGAAGCCAGUCGUACUGGUGUCUGUCGCGCCAGUCAGCGGGGCGCUGCUCUACUCCAUGGCACUUGAGCGCGAAGUACUGCUCGACUCUGUGGUACUUGACCCAAUUGUUCUGGUCGCGGUCGUGCUCGUCGGCGAGGCGCUGCUCGACUCUGCGGUGCUCGAACCUGUAGUGCUGGGCGCGGUGGUGCUGGUCAGCCAAGUACUGCUCGACGACGUACUGCUCGACCCUGUGGUAUUUGAGCUGGUCGUGCUGGUCAGCGAGGUUCUGCUCAAAUCUGAGGUGCACGAUCCUGUGGUGCUCGACUCGGUCGCGCUUGUCAGCGACGUGCUGCACGACUCUGCGAUACUUGAGCCAGUAGUGCUGGUCGCGGUCGCGCCUGUUCGCGCGGUGCUGCGCGACUCCGCGGCGCUCAAUCCCGCAGUGCUCGACUCGGUCGUGCUGGUCAGCGACAUCCCGCGCGCCGACGUGCUGCUCGACUCUGCGGUACUUGAGCCGGUCGCGUUUGUCAGCGAAGUGCUGCUCGACUCUGUGGUGCUUGAGCCGGUCGUGCUGGUUUCGGUUGUGCUGGUCAGCGACGUGCCGCGCGACUCUGCGGUGCUUGAGCCGGUCGCACUGGCCUCGGUCGUGCUUGUCAGCGCGGAGCUGCUCGACUCACCGGCGCACGACUCCGCGGAGCUCGACUCGGUCGCGCUGGUCAGCGACGCGCUGCUUAGCGUGGUGCUGCUUGAUUAUGAAGUACUUGAGCCGGUCGUACUGGUCAGCGAAGUGCUGCUCGACUCUGUGGAAAUUGAGCCUGUCGCGCUGGUCUCGGUCGUGCUUGUCAGCGACGUGCUGCUCGACUCUGUGGCGCUUGAGCCCGUCGUGCUGGUCUCGGUCGCGCUGGCCAGCGUGGUGCUGCCCAACUCCGUGGUGCUCAAUCCCGCAGUGCACGACUCAGUCGUGCUGAUCAACGACGCGCUGCUCGACGACGCACUGCUCGACUCCGCGGUGCUUGAGACAGUCUCGUUUGCCAGCAAGGAGAAGCAGGCGAACAUGGCAGAGGCGGAACGCAGCUAA